Molecule: messenger RNA, 1008 nt
Organism: Salvia miltiorrhiza (redroot sage)
Lineage: Eukaryota; Viridiplantae; Streptophyta; Magnoliopsida; Lamiales; Lamiaceae
Exons: 1
Coding region: 1-1008 (335 amino acids)
Source: RefSeq, a predicted model, not a curated record
AUGGCUUCCCUCUCACCGUUCCCGCAGGUCUCAAAUAACUACGUCUCUUGUCACGUUUUGCCUGGUUCUCGGCCUUCUCCUACGGCCAGCGUCGUCUCUCCGGUGGACGCCUCCCCUCUUCGGCUUGGGGGGCCGACCUCGGCUAUGCCGCCACUGGAACAGUUCAUCGGGAAGGGUCAAUCUAAAGCUCAGCAAUCCAGUCGAUCUUUUGCGGAUACUCUCAAACAGACGAAGGGAAGUCGGCAAGCUGAUGUUCCUGCCUAUGACUACACGGUUCUACAGCCUUCUUUGGUCAAUGAUAAACCCUGUCUUAUCAUUUCGGAAGGGUUCCAUCAACGACAAGUGCGAUCAUUCUCUCAUGCCCUGCAUGGCCGGAUUAUCCUUCGCAAGGGGGAUCGUCCUCAUUUUGCUGCUGAUUUGCAUGUCGAGUUACAGCAGUUAUGGAAGCCGGAUUUAUCUUGGGAAAUUAUUCCUCUGGGUAAAGGUUACUUCACCCUGAAAUUCUCCUCUGCGCAAGAUAUGGCGCUGGCUUUCGCUAAAAAUACAUGGAAAUUACGUCCGGGCAUCUUGCAUUUGCAGACUUGGGUCCCAAAUUUUGAUCCAUACAAGGAUUCAUCCACUAAAGCACAAGUUUGGAUUCGUGUUUUUAAUUUACCUCACGAGUAUUGGCAUCCGGAGGUGCUUUCUGGUAUUGCUAGACACGUAGGGGCACCAAUUGUUAUUGAUGGUUUAUCUGCUCAUGCUUCUGUGGGUCAUUUUGCGCGUAUUUUGGUUGAGAUGGAUGUCUCCAAGGCUGUGCCUGAUUUUUUUGAUGUCAAAUGUGGGGAUCGGGUUUUUGUUCUCGAAUUUGGAUAUGAAGACCUCCCAUAUUAUUGUCACUCUUGUUGUGUUGUUGGCCAUGCUACUACCUCUUGCAGGAGAUCUAAAGAGGGGAUGAAUGAUACUGAGGGUCAGCCCGCUGGCAAAGGUACUGACCCAGCCCCUGUUCAGCAACAUCGCUCCAAAUAG